AUGGUGAAGGGGCGUCAAGGAGAAACUAUCAGGGUUUAUGUGCGAGGCACGAUUUUAGGAUACAAAAGAUCGAAGUCAAAUCAGUAUCCGAGCACUUCAUUGUUACAGAUCGAUGGAGUUAACACAAAAGAGGAAGUUACAUGGUACCAAGGGAAACACAUUGCCUAUAUAUACAAGGCCAAGGUGAAGAAGAACGGAUCACACUACCGUUGUAUUUGGGGGAAGGUCUCACUUCCUCAUGGUAACAGUGGAGUUGUUCGAGCUAAUUUCAAGUUUAACCUUCCUUCCAAAUCUAUGGGGGAUAGAGUGAGGAUUUUCAUGUACCCAAGCAAUAUCUGAGGUGAGUUAUCUGUUUAAUAUGGUUGUUUUUCAAUAAUAUGCAUUGCUUCUUGGUGAAAAAACUACUUAGUAUUAGUUUUUGUUGAAUGGUUCUUAAAAACUGACCCUAUCUGGUUCUGUG
Messenger RNA from Impatiens glandulifera, 460 nucleotides. Its product is annotated as 60S ribosomal protein L35a-3-like. The coding region runs from base 1 to 339 and encodes 112 amino acids. Gene Ontology annotation, cellular component: cytosolic large ribosomal subunit; ribosome. Gene Ontology annotation, molecular function: structural constituent of ribosome. Lineage: Eukaryota; Viridiplantae; Streptophyta; Magnoliopsida; Ericales; Balsaminaceae. The transcript is spliced from 4 exons. The record is from RefSeq and is a predicted model, not a curated record. Gene Ontology annotation, biological process: cytoplasmic translation; ribosomal large subunit biogenesis.